AUGGAAGUUAGCAGCUCAAAGAACCCCUCCGAAAUAUCGAAGCGGUUCAGCGAAGCGGUGAAAGAAAUUGAAAGUCAACUAUCAAAACCAACGCCUACAAUAGAUUUCAAAAAGCUCAAAAGUGAAAUAAUUGCAUUGUCCAAUGAUCUUACCUCGAUUUCAGGGAACUUGCCCUCAUAUGGCAUCAAAAUGUAUACCGCUACGAUCGAUAACCUGCUGAAACGGGUAAACUCAGAGGAACUCCAAUCUCAAGUCUCGCAGAUGCCUGUCAAAUCUUUCAAAUUUAAACAGAAGCCCAGACUUCUGAAUAAAAUGAAUGCGCUAGAUCAGGUACGUAUCGAGGAUAAUUUAAAAGAUGACUCGCCGAUCAUAAUGAACACGGAAUUUACCCUUGAGCGAGGCAAGAGUUUCUUUCAGAACCUCAAGUACUGUACCAUUUCUGAUGGCUUGGUCCAUGAAAAUUCAGGUAAGGGUACUUCCUUGGCAUCUGGAACAUUACACGUCCGUAAAAUUGACUCAUGUCUCAUUAAUGUUAGUCGGCUGCCCUUUUCCCAAGGCAGCAUAUUUUUAGAGGACUGUAAAAACUCCAUAAUCAUUAUGAAGCUCAAUUAUCAAGCAGACUUUAGUGCCUCAAAUAAUAUUCAAGUGCGAUUGACCAAAUUGGUGAACUGUUCAUUAUGCAUCUUAAAAGAAGGCGAGGAUAGGCAAGUUAUUGUCAUGGAGCAGUGUUCAAACUGUACAUUUCACGAAUGCACUAGAAAACAUAUUCAUAUUCAAGAUUUCAGUGACUUGAAUUUAGGUGCCGCACAUGUUUCAUCGAACUACCAAUUCAACAGCUUCGAGCUAUUUGACUUUGAUACCAGUGCAUUGAAAACCUUGAUUAGCUAA
This is a messenger RNA of Lachancea fermentati, 888 nucleotides long. The record is from the annotation of a GenBank genome assembly. NCBI's taxonomy places the organism in Eukaryota, Fungi, Ascomycota, Saccharomycetes, Saccharomycetales, Saccharomycetaceae.